Molecule: messenger RNA, 564 nt
Organism: Aspergillus affinis
Lineage: Eukaryota; Fungi; Ascomycota; Eurotiomycetes; Eurotiales; Aspergillaceae
Product: 40S ribosomal uS19 domain-containing protein
Exons: 5
Coding region: 1-564 (187 amino acids)
Biological process (GO): ribosomal small subunit assembly; translation
Cellular component (GO): cytosolic small ribosomal subunit; ribosome
Molecular function (GO): structural constituent of ribosome; RNA binding
Source: RefSeq, a predicted model, not a curated record
AUGGCUGACGAACACUACAACGCUGAGGAGGCUGCCGAGAUCAAGAAGAGAAGACAGUUCCGCAAGUUUUCUUACCGCGGUAUUGACCUCGACCAGUACGUGAUAAUCCCGACUUCCAACUUGUUUUCGCCUUGCGCCCUUCGAGAUCCCGAUCGAAACGACACUUCCGAUUCCAACAAUCAUCGUCGCCGUGUCGGGCUCCUCGACCUCUCUUCCGAGCAGCUCCGUGAUGUCGUCCACGCCCGCGCUCGCCGCAGGUUCAACCGUGGCCUGAAGCGCAAGCCCAUGGGUCUCAUCAAGAAGCUCCGCAAGGCCAAGCAGGAGGCCCGCCCCAACGAGAAGCCCGACCUCGUCAAGACCCACCUCCGUGACAUGAUCGUUGUUCCCGAGAUGAUCGGCAGCGUCAUCGGUAUCUACUCCGGAAAGGAGUUCAACCAGAUCGAAGUCAAGCCCGAGAUGGUUGGCCACUACCUGGGAGAAUUCUCCAUCUCAUACAAGCCCGUCAAGCACGGUCGUCCCGGUAUUGGUGCCACCCACUCUUCCCGUUUCAUUCCCCUCAAAUAA